Molecule: messenger RNA, 1301 nt
Organism: Anastrepha obliqua
Lineage: Eukaryota; Metazoa; Arthropoda; Insecta; Diptera; Tephritidae
Gene: Uros1
Product: uroporphyrinogen-III synthase
Exons: 2
Coding region: 158-964 (268 amino acids)
Biological process (GO): uroporphyrinogen III biosynthetic process
Molecular function (GO): uroporphyrinogen-III synthase activity
Source: RefSeq, a predicted model, not a curated record
GACAUUACGUCCACUACCCCGCCCACUAGCCCGCUGAGAAAUUAAUUGGUUUGCUCAUAUAGCCACCUGCUGAUUGCCAACGUUUGAUACAACAUCGCCACUCGCAACCGUAGGAGCCAUUCAGUCAGUCAAGUUUCGUUGACAUUGAAUCGAGAAAAUGAGUGCGCGGCGCACUGUGAUUAUUUUCAAAUCCGAAUCGGAGAGUAGUGACCGGUACGCGGAGGAAUUGCACUCCAACGGCUUCAAUCCAAUAUUCGUGCCCACACUCAGUUUCGGCUUCAAGAAUUUGGAACAGCUGCGAGCUAAACUACAAACACCAGACCGUUUCGCGGGUAUCAUCUUCACCAGUCCACGUUGCGUCGAAGCGGUUUGCGAGGCACUGCAGUUAUCAGAACUGCAUAGUGGUUGGAAGUUGUUGCAUAAUUAUGCAGUUGGCGAGGUCACACACAAUUUGGCUUUAUCGUCACUGCAACAACUCUUCACGCACGGCAAGCAAACAGGUAAUGCACGCAAUCUAGGCGAUUACAUAGUGGACACAUUCGACGGUUCGCGCGAUCUGCCGCUGCUGCUGCCCUGUGGCAAUCUACGCACCGAUUUACUACUCUCAAAGUUGGUGGAGAAUGGCUUUCAAGUGGACGCUUGUGAAGUGUACGAAACCGUCUGCCACCCAGCAUUGGCGGAGAAUAUGGAGAGUGCGUUAAAGGCGGAGAACAUAGAAUACUUUGCUUUUUUCUCACCGUCGGGUGUUAAUUGGGUGCACGAAUAUUGUAAGGCGCAUGACGUGGACAUGAGCAACUGGAAAUUGGUGGCCAUAGGACCGAGUACGCGCUUGGCUAUAGAGGAACGCGGUCUGCCGGUUUUUCAAACGGCCGAGCGACCAUCAGUGGAGUAUCUCAUAAAAGUGCUGUUGAAUCCCAGUGUAGGCAGACCGAAGCCGACUGGCGAAGUAAAACCGGAGGAGUAGCAAACAAGCAAUGAGGCCUUACCAAAUAUUUCAACUGUUCGUGAUCGGAUAUGUGCGGCUUCUAACGUACAUCCACAUCCAAGUGCAUGCGAAUGUGAGAGAACUAUUUUCAUUUCUAAAUAAUCAUUUGAAUCAUUACUUUGCAUUGUACUAUCAGUCACGGGAAUGUUGAAAUUCCCAUUUGUACUUGCAGUGACAACAUGUAAGUAUGUAUGUAUGUACAUAUGACAACUGAGUGAAACUUGCACUUUCGAUGAUAUUCGUAUUGGUCAUACAAUCGUAAGUUUAGGGAAAAGUUACUAAAUAAAAUUUUAUAUUUUUAAUUACUAUGUUCAAA